AUGAGUGGGAUAUCAUCAGUUAGUAAGAGCUCGGAACCUCAUCAACAUAUCCAGAUUAAGGAUACAUUGCUUGUAGGGAGAGCUCUUUUAAAUUUCACCUCGAUCUUUGUUUCAUUGGGAGUGUUUAUCUUCGGGUUUGAACAAGGAUUGAUGUCGUCUCUCUUAACCAACAAAUAUUUCAAAGAUUACUAUAAAGACCCUAGCCCAGCGGCUAUUGGUACCAUGAUAGCCAUUUUAGAGAUUGGAGCCCUUUUCUCAUCAUUUGUAGCUGGGAAAGCCGGUGAUAUUUGGGGUAGAAGAAGAACCAUCAGGUAUGGUUCAUUUAUUUUCGUUGUUGGAGGACUUACUCAAUGUACUUCAGUCAAUAUAAUCAAUUUAGGUUGUGGUAGGUUGAUUAGCGGGAUUGCUAUUGGGUUUUUAACAACCAUUAUCCCAUGCUAUCAAAGUGAAAUCAGUCCUCCAGAAGAUAGAGGGUUUUAUGCUUGUUUGGAAUUCACAGGGAAUAUAAUUGGAUAUUCUUCAAGUAUUUGGGUUGAUUAUGGGUUUUCAUUUAUUGAAAACGAUUAUUCUUGGAGAUCUCCUUUAUUUGUUCAAUGUGUCAUUGGAACCAUGUUAUUUUUGGGAACAUUCUUGAUUGUGGAAACUCCAAGAUGGUUACUUGAUCAUAACCAUGAUCUUGAAGGAAUGAUAGUGAUUGCAGAUUUGUAUGGGAAUGGUGAUGUUGAGGAUUAUUUUGCCAGACAAGAAUUUAGAAACAUAAAGGAAAGCAUUUUAAUUGCUCGAGUUGAAGGUGGAGAAAGAUCUUAUUCAUAUUUAUUUCAUAAAUAUGCUAAAAGAGUUUCUGUUGCAUGUUUCUCUCAAAUGUUUGCUCAAAUGAAUGGUAUAAAUAUCAUUGCUUAUUAUGCUCCUAUGAUAUUUGAACUGGCAGGUUGGGUUGGUAGACUGGCUAUUUUAAUGACUGGACUUAAUUCUAUCAUUUAUAUACUUUCCACAAUACCUCCAUGGUAUUUGGUUGAUUCAUGGGGUAGGAAACCAUUACUCUUAUCAGGAGCCAUUCUUAUGGGUGUGCCUUUGCUCUUGAUUGCAUAUUCAUUAAUGUUGAAUAACAAAUAUACUCCCAAUGUGGUGGUGGCUUGUGUGGUGGUUACCAAUGCUGCUUUUGGAUAUAGUUGGGGCCCUAUCCCGUGGUUAAUGAGUGAAAUCUUUCCCAAUUCAGUAAGAUCAAAAGGUGCAGCUUUAUCAACUGCAACAAAUUGGUUAUUCAACUUUAUUGUGGGUGAAAUGACUCCAAUUUUAUUGGCUUCAAUUAAAUGGAAAACUUAUUUGUUUCCUGCAACUUCUUGUUUCCUUUCGUUCUUAGCCGUGGAAUUUCUUUUCCCUGAAACUAAAGGAUUAACUUUGGAAGAUAUGGGUUCUGUUUUUGAUGAUUCUUCCUCAAUCUUUUCUUUCCACUCCGGUAGAGGUUCAAAUAAUGGAGCAAGUUCUGCUUCUUCCAUAAGAAAAUUGAGUUCUGUUAGAUCCGCGGCUUCAGUGGCUAGAGAUCCAACCAUAUUAUCUAAUUCAGAAGUUCCAUUAUUAGCGGCAGCAGCAGCAAAUGCUUCAGUUCCAGCUCAGCAUCAAAGAACACCUUUAUUAGGUGCCAUUCCUAGUGGGUCAAGUGGUAUAGCUGGUCCAAGGAAUGAUAAUGAUAUCCCUUCAAUGGAAGAUGUUCCUCCACAAGAAAUUGAGCCUCCUUCAUUCGAAGAAAUAUACCAACAUAAGGUGAAGCAAUAUUUGAAACCAACGAUUUGGAACAGAUUAUUCAACCAUGUUAAACCCAUUGAUCAACAAGAUACACCAUUAUUGCAAGGUUAA
This is a messenger RNA of Lizanozyma spartinae, 1854 nucleotides long. RefSeq names its product Hgt3p (gene HGT3). Gene Ontology annotation, molecular function: carbohydrate:proton symporter activity. The record is from RefSeq and is a predicted model, not a curated record. Lineage: Eukaryota; Fungi; Ascomycota; Pichiomycetes; Serinales; Debaryomycetaceae. The coding region runs from base 1 to 1854 and encodes 617 amino acids. Gene Ontology annotation, biological process: transmembrane transport; carbohydrate transport. The transcript has a single exon. Gene Ontology annotation, cellular component: membrane.